This is a messenger RNA of Suillus discolor, 515 nucleotides long. RefSeq lists its product as uncharacterized. Lineage: Eukaryota; Fungi; Basidiomycota; Agaricomycetes; Boletales; Suillaceae. The record is from RefSeq and is a predicted model, not a curated record. Bases 110 to 343 code for a protein of 77 amino acids. The transcript is spliced from 4 exons.
CGUGGAUCCAAGAGCACAGCUGAUGAAACUCAAUUAAUACAUUCGCCGGUUUUUGCGGUCAGCCCUCAAUGUCAAUCAGUAAAUUAUUCGACUGCGAAUCUCUCCUUGGAUGUGCUACAAAAUCAUUCAGUACGCAGAGUAUAGCUGCAGUCAUCAAACGGUCACUAGACAACAAGUGGUCGAUUGUCGCAAAAGAGACUGUCGUUUCAGUCCAUCGCAUCAGACGGGCAUGCACAGUUGUGAAUCUACUUGCUCCCAAACAAUGCUUCCUGAUCAAGGAUUGAUUAUGGAACAAUUCAGUGCCCCCUGCCCACGUUGUGGGGGGAUCAUGAAUGGCCACUAAAGAACAAUUUUUAUAUCUACAAUUUCCUACCUUUCGUUUGACGUUCGGGUGUCUGGUUUCGUGGUACUGCACACGGUAUUCUCCUGGGUCACCAAGUCAUGCAAUCAUCCUUACCCAAGCUAUGCGAAACUUGUAUAUAUCGAAGAGGCAUAAGAUAUAGUUUAUUCAACAC